AUGGAGGCGUCACCGCUGACUCGCCAGCCUCAGCCAGAGGUCUUUGUCCCCAAGAUUGUCGAGCUCUACUCAACCCUUUUCAAGGACGAUGACGACGGCGACAAAUCGGAAGGCUUCUGGCGGGAGUUUUUCCUGCUGCGACCCGAUCGGCCGACGCUGAGGAAGAUAUUAAACGAUAUCCACCCGGCCGACCUGCUGCUCUUGGAGGGGCGCACGAGGGAGCUCUUCAGCAAGGCGAUUGCGGCGGUCAAGGAUGGCAAGGGCUCAGCUCCGUUGUAUGCUCUUGAUACCCUGAGCGUCUUCCUCGCAUGCGUAUUGACCAAGAAACACGCGCAUCCGAGCUCCGACAUCAUAACUAUACUGGCCGGCCUCGAUCACGUUGACACGGUAUUUACGGAUUUUGUGAGCACUCUCGACGGGAUUAUACGGAAUGGGACAAACUGUGUGUACACCUUGGAUCUGCGCCACAAGGCUAUCGAGGUGCUGCUGGCCGUCUCGGCGGGAGCAUAUCAGACGACGCUCUUGACGUACAUGAUACAGAGGGACUUGUUCCCGUCAAUUAUGAAGUUUAUCCAAAGCUCGGAGCAACCUGAUCAAGACCUGGAACCUUUUAUUCUGCUGGGGAUACUUGCCAACUACAACAAGUUUGAAUUCCAAAAUCCGUACCAGCUACGGCUAAACGACUUUGUCAAUGAAGCCGUCAUUCAAAAGGUUGUUCGCUGCAUCGGAAACGCAUGCCAGACACUGCGAUCUGAUUAUGUCGACAUCCAAGAGGAUCUCCCCGAGGGCUGGACGUUGAGCAGCACUUUGAACAUGAUUGGCUUGGGAGUCAUUUCGCCUGGGCCAAAGCCCGAGAAGAAGCCAGUGUAUGAUGCUACAACGGCAAAGCAACUGUUUACAAAACUGCCCGGCCAAACUGCUGCUGUUCUCCUAGCAACAUAUGAUUUCUCCCACGCAAAUAAGCUGUUUUGCUUCCAUCUCGUGACCCUGCCCAGCGAAAAAGACAAAGAGCGCCCAAUAUCUAGCUUCCUAUCACUCACCUCCUAUCUUCUGCAACACUCUCACCUGUCGUCUCGAGCAACGUACUAUUCGCAUCUGAAUCUGAUGGUGCUCCGUCUUCUUAUUGAAGACCCGGCCAUUUGCAAGAAGAUUUGUAGCGACGAAUCCAAGACGCAUGUACGGCUUUGUCGACAACGGCCACCGCACUUGCCCUUGGUAAAGGGAGAUCGUGUUCUUGCAACGUGCGUCCUCGAUACGAUGCUAGAUGGUAUCAACCACAAUUUGAAAAGACGGCUGGACGUCAGUCUAUACGUUCUCUGCUUGGGUAUCAUGCUCCGAAUCAUUUCCUAUCUUUCGCGGUCACGAACACGAUUGGAUUACCAUUGGUCAGAGUUUUUCCGGUCUUUGCUAUCGCUCAUACGUUUCCUUAACACGUAUGCCUCGGAUUUGAAAGACUUGCAGCACAUCGAAACCGUCCUCGACCACGUCGUCAAUCUAGUCGCACUGUCAUUAUCCGCUGGUGAAGCCUUCCUACCGACUCCUGCCGCAUACGACGAUCUCUUCUACAAGGUGUUCGAAUCAGGCGAAGUCCUCACAUCCUUUAAAGAAAAUUAUCGUCUGGGGAACCGCAACAGCAACUCAAUCGAUACGCUCAUCAACGUCAGCGCUCACUACAAACAGAUAUUGACCGAGAGAGGCUCUUCGGAGAAGAAGCUGCCGGCCAACCUGACGACGCACCAGGUGGCUGAGGUCAUCAAGCAGGGCUACGAGACGCUGAGCAUCCAGGCAAAGGAAGGUCUGGAUGGAUGGGAGCGAUACCGAGAGGCGGACGAGAAGAUUUUGUUGAAAAAGCUAGGGAGGACGGCUGUUGGCGAUGUGAUGAGUAUGGUGGAGCGACAAAAUUACUAAGCCUGACUUUUGCUUCCUGAUUAGUAUAUAAAACAUUUUCUUUGCCCCUUUUGUUCUUGAGCUACUAGUUGUUUUAAUCUUCUACUAGCGGUUUUUAAUCUUUA
Messenger RNA from Trichoderma atroviride IMI 206040, 2012 nucleotides. Lineage: Eukaryota; Fungi; Ascomycota; Sordariomycetes; Hypocreales; Hypocreaceae. The record is from RefSeq and is a predicted model, not a curated record.